Molecule: messenger RNA, 993 nt
Organism: Colletotrichum karsti
Lineage: Eukaryota; Fungi; Ascomycota; Sordariomycetes; Glomerellales; Glomerellaceae
Product: putative stress protein DDR48
Exons: 3
Coding region: 1-993 (330 amino acids)
Source: RefSeq, a predicted model, not a curated record
AUGGCGCAGCCAAGCAAGCAGCAGCUCUCGUCUCAUAGCACCCAUUUAAAUGCCGUCCCCUCGAUCACAUCCCCCUAUACACACAAAGCAAACAUGUCUUACGGCGGAAACGACAGCUCCAACUACGGUUCCAGCAGGGACAACGAGGCCAGCUACGGCUCUUCUCGCAACGAGGACUCCUACGGCUCCUCUCGCCGCGACAACGACGACUCUUACGGCUCAUCACGCAAUGAGGACUCUUACGGUUCCUCCCGUCGCGACAACGAGGACUCCUAUGGUUCAUCCCGCAAGGACAAUGACGACUCCUACGGAUCCUCUCGCAAUGAGGACUCAUACGGCUCCUCCCGCCGCGACAACGACGACUCCUACGGGUCCUCCAACACCUCCAACCCCGUGAAGCACUCCGCCUUUGACGAAUCAACCUCCUCCAACCUCGCCGGCGCAGACUCCCUCGCCUACAACGCCUCCGAGAACAACGGCCGCACCUACGACAACGACACGUCCUCCUACGGCAACACCACCUCCAGCACCACCAACGACUCCUCUUACGGAUCUUCUACCCGCCGCGACAACGACGACUCCUACGGUUCAUCCACCCGCCGUGACAACGACGACUCCUACGGCUCCUCCACCCGCCGCGACAACGACACCACCACCUCGUCCUACGGCACAACCGGCCGCAACGAUGACUCCUACGGCUCCUCAGGCCGCAUCGGCGGCAACGACGACUCCUCGUACGGCUCGUCCGGCCGCAACGAGAGCGAUUCCUACGGAUCUUCGCGCCGCGACAACAACAACAACAACGACAACGGCAACUCGUACGGCUCUGACUCCUACGGCAGCAGCGUCAACAAGGGCGACAAGGGAGGAGACAGCAAGCUGGGCAAAGUCCUGGAGAAGGCGGGCAGCUUGCUCAACAGCGACAAGCUCGAGAGCAAGGGACACGAGAAGAGGGAGGCCAAGGGGGCCUUUGGCAGCAACGAUGACUACUAG